This is a messenger RNA of Dimorphilus gyrociliatus, 938 nucleotides long. The record is from the annotation of a GenBank genome assembly. Lineage: Eukaryota; Metazoa; Annelida; Polychaeta; Dinophilidae.
AUAUUCUACCAAAAUAUAGUAUACUCAGCAAAGAUUUUUGGACCACGCUGCUAUACUUUCAUAGAUCUAACACACAUUUUAAUGGUGUAACUAUGAACAAAAUAAAAAUUAGAAAACUAGACGAAAACUACAUGGUUUGGAAUGCAUCAGAUAUUAUAGAGUUGAGAAACAAACAUAGAAUAGUUGGCAGUCUAAUCGGAUGUUUACCUCGCAUACCUCGUCAAAAUCAACAAUUAGGAAGGCCUCUGUUGCUUCUAAGAGAGGAGGCUGCUUUACUAAUAAAAAGAGAUAUUUGUCAAGUUCUGAAAGAAAUUUCAGAACCAACCAAUCCGGAUGACAAAGAGAUCGAAGAAUUCAAGAUCAAAAGGGAUCAACUGUAUCACGAGCAAAAUAUUUUGGCAAAGGAAGAUAGAUUAAAGGAACUUGAAAAACUUAGACCAAGAAUUUACGAGGGUAUGAAAAGAAAGGCUAAAAAAGAUUCAAACAUUAGUUCGGAAAAAUUAGAAGAGAAUGUUAACGAAAAAAUGAAAAAUUUAGAAAAACGGAUUGACAAUUUACCAGAAUCAGCUCAAAUGCUUCAAAUUCCUACAGCUUGUACAAGGUUAAUUGAAGCUCCAGAAGAAAUAAAUACUGUUGCAAUCACCGACAAACUGGAUGAAACUAAAAUUAGGGUUUUCGAAGAUCUUCACGAUAGAGGAUACUUCCUAACUAAUGGUUCAAAGUUUGGCGGAGACUUCCUAGUUUAUCCAGGCGAUCCGUGUCGUUAUCAUUCACAUUACGUUGUAAUCUGUUUGGAAAAUCAUGCCAAAAUAUCACCUCAACAAUUUUCAACCUAUUCCCGUUUAGCAACUAUCGUUAAAAAGACAAUUUUAUUAUCCUACCUUAAAGACGACUAUACAGUACACUAUAUAUCAUUAAAUUGGGCUGGAAUAAGCUAA